Messenger RNA from Glarea lozoyensis ATCC 20868, 1179 nucleotides. RefSeq names its product FAD/NAD(P)-binding protein. The record is from RefSeq and is a predicted model, not a curated record. Lineage: Eukaryota; Fungi; Ascomycota; Leotiomycetes; Helotiales; Helotiaceae. Gene Ontology annotation, biological process: secondary metabolite biosynthetic process. The transcript is spliced from 5 exons. Gene Ontology annotation, molecular function: flavin adenine dinucleotide binding; oxidoreductase activity, acting on CH-OH group of donors. Bases 1 to 1179 code for a protein of 392 amino acids.
AUGCCAAAUAUGGAUGAACCUGUAGAUGGCGCUAACGGCGAAAAUGGUCUUUUCUGGCAUCCUUCUUCAUUCAAUCCUGUCAAUUUCUAUCGCUCUUUUGCUAGAACCCAACAUUAUGAUUCUAUUUCGCGGCCCAAUUAUCAAGUCAUUACCGGACAAAAAGUUAACAAGAUUUUAUUUGCAUCCAACACUACUCGUGCAACUGGCGUACAAUUCACAUCCAGAAAUCCAGGGUCGAAGCCACUGGCUGUAAAAGCGAGCAAGGAAAUAAUUAUUAGUGCGGGUACCAUACAUACGCCACAAGUCUUGCAGAUGAGUGGUAUUGGACCAAGGGACUUAUUGGAGAAGGCGGGAAUUGAAGUGAAAGUGGAACUACCGGGUGUCGGCGCUAAUUUUCAAGAUCAUGCUUGGCUUAAUGUUGGGUAUAUCUGGAGCAAUGGUACUCCUGCUGUACCAAGCGAUAUUCGCGGGCAAGGCGAUCCUAAGACUGGAUACGCCCCAAAUCUUGGAGCCUGGAUAGGAAUGCCAACAGUCUCACCUGAUGGUUACGAGGAUUUAGCAGCACGAUAUGAAGCACAAGAUCCUGCAGCAUAUAUGCCGCCUAACACACAUCCAGAUGUAAUAGCAGGCUACGCAGCCUUCCAAAAGUUCCACGCCAAUCUCAUGCGCAAGAAAAAUGCAAACUUCCUGUGGCUUCCUCUAAAAGGCGAUGCGUCUUCCUCUCUCCUUUCCAUGCACGUCCUCUCUCACGGAAGCAUUAACAUCAACCCUCUAUCUCCAAGUUCCGAGCCCAUCGUCGACUACCGCGCCCUCACCAACCCAAUAGACAUCGACAUCAUGGUAGAAAACAUCGAGUUUCUCCGCCGCUACAUGUCGCUCCCGGAUUUCGCGACUUCGAAACCCGUGGAAACCAAUCCAGGGGCCAACAUAAAGGGUGAAGCGCUCCGAGAGUGGAUCAGGCGGAAUUGGAUACCGACGACUUUCCAUCCUACGGGUACGGCUGCGAAGAUUCCAAGGGAUAGGGGUGGGGUUGUUGAUGAGGAUUUGCUGGUGUAUGGGACGGAAGGGUUGAGUGUUGCGGAUGCGAGUAUAAUGCCACUUCCACCGGGGGCGAAUACGCAGAGUACGGUUUAUAUGAUUGCUGAGAAGGCUGCUGAUAUGCUCAAAGCUCGGCAGUGA